This is a messenger RNA of Thunnus maccoyii (southern bluefin tuna), 2433 nucleotides long. RefSeq names its product homeobox B1b (gene hoxb1b). Lineage: Eukaryota; Metazoa; Chordata; Actinopteri; Scombriformes; Scombridae. The transcript is spliced from 2 exons. Gene Ontology annotation, cellular component: nucleus. The record is from RefSeq and is a predicted model, not a curated record. Gene Ontology annotation, biological process: regulation of transcription by RNA polymerase II. Gene Ontology annotation, molecular function: RNA polymerase II cis-regulatory region sequence-specific DNA binding; DNA-binding transcription factor activity, RNA polymerase II-specific. Bases 9 to 875 code for a protein of 288 amino acids.
AGUCCAGGAUGAACUCCUACUUAGACUACCCAGUGUGCAACCGGGGAGCAAAUAUCUUCAGUGCCAAGGCCGGAUACCACAAUUUAAACCAUGGAUACAUGUCGUCCAACUCGUGCGCAACAAGUGAUAGUUACGCACCGGACGGGCGCUUAGUUGCGGCGACUUCUGCGCCACAUCAGACUCCGAACCUCCCUCUGCACCAUCAGACGCACGUCAACUUGGAUCUGCAGUUUGCAACACCGGCGGGGAACUCCAUGUACGGGUCACAUCUAGAGUACGGACAUCACCAGUACGGCCUCGCUCCAGAGCAGGACCGGGGCUACGUUCACGCGCAGGUUUCACCCCUCGGAACAAACAUGGCUCCCUACACCGGAGACAGUUGCGGGCCUGGAGUUGCAACAGGCAGCCAGUAUCUACAUUUUGGAGAUCAGAGGCAGCAAGAAUAUUCAGAAAGUGUUUACACGAGGUUGCCGCCCCAAAACAAGGAGAAAGAUUUGGAUCAUGUGGAGGAAACUUCUAAAACAUUCGACUGGAUGAAAGUGAAGAGAAAUCCUCCUAAAACAGCUGUCCUGUCAGAGUUCGGGGUUCCCGGUCAGCACAACGUGAUCCGCACCAACUUCACCACCAAGCAGCUGACCGAGCUGGAGAAAGAGUUCCACUUCAAUAAAUACCUGACGCGGGCACGGCGGGUGGAGGUGGCCGCCAGUCUGGAGCUCAACGAGACGCAGGUGAAAAUCUGGUUUCAGAACCGCAGGAUGAAACAGAAGAAACGCGAGAAACUGGGCUGCGUUUUGGUGACCGGUCCCGCACCUGUGGAGAAACUCUCAGGCCCUGAAACCUCCCCAAAGUCCAAGGGGAAAGACUGUGAACCAUGACUUUUUUCUUAAAAAUAAAUAAGACUGUGGGGACUUGAGCAGAUUUCCACAUCUCUCUCUCCCUCAAGUUUCACCAGAAUAAAACGGAAACAUUCUUGUGGACUUGUGAAGUAUACAGGGUAUGUCUGUGCUUAUAGUGCGUUGGUUACUGAUUUGGAUGCUGAGAAAACUUUUGUCUUUGAACGGAUGUCUUUCAUCCGCUCUUGUAUUUUUUUUUUUUUUUUGUAAUCUUCCUAUGAGUCCAUGCUGUGUUUUUGUGUUGGGGCACUCAAGUGUCAUCGUUUGCACUAUUUAUUUACAGGGUAUUUUCCAACAAUUGUUGAGAUGAUUUAGCUUAAUAAAGUCUAUAAAAUGAAAAUAAAAGAAUGUGGUUUUCAAAGUGUUUGCUGUCUCUAAUCAACCCAAACUUUUAAUUUUGAAACAGAAUUUAUUCACUUUGACAUUUUUAAAUAAAUAUAAUGUAUAAUAAAUAAUAAAUCUGAAUGUUUUUGAAUCACACCACAAACUUCUUUUUUUUCUGUAUUACCUUCCAUUAAUAGUCUCACCAAAGUCCCCUCUUGCAUAAUGUGACAAGAGGAAUCUUUCACAACACAUGGGGUGGUUCCCAGUGACCUUUUCACCUCCAAAUACCUCCAGGGGCUCUAAACAUGACAACAAACUCCAGGGAGCCAGGUCUCACCCUUGAUUUGUUACCCAAAUUCUGCUCGGACACACAGCUGACACAGGUUGCAAUGACAUCCCUUUGUAUUUUUACAUCAUUUUUCCAGUUCAACUGGUUUUUUUAUUAGACAUCUUACGUUUUUUCCUUCUAAAAAAAAAACUGGUAAUUUAACAUCUUGGUGCUUCUUCUGGCUUCACCUUCAGCUAAACGUUUGCCGGACCUGACCACCUAGUUUCAUCUGAUGCUUUAAAGGGGGAAGCAGCAGUUUCAAUAUUUGCACUGGGUGUUAGGUUUGCACACACACACACUUUCUGCCCCAGCAGCACUGGCCUGUCGGUGCCCUUUUUUCCUAAAGCUGAGGUUCACACAGAGUUCAGGCACAAAUGAAUGCGGAGUCAAUCUGUCAAGACACCAGAGUGGCUCGGAGAAGUCGACUCUAGGCCGCUCAUACUUUAGAUUUUUUUUUUUUGCAGGUAUUGUUUUUAAUGUGCCGUUUCAUCAAUGUUCUAGUUUGUGCAAACUAAAAACUGCUCUCUGAAGAACAUGUUUCUAGGAAAUGGAAAUCGGUAAUCAUUUGAAAUAUAUCUGCAUGAGUGUGCACUUCUCUCACAACUAUAUUAAAAAUUAAUACGGUUCCACGAAUAGAAGUUACAGUUGAAAUACCAUACGGCCCAUUACUGUAAAUUAGAAAAGGCUUGAGAGGUUUGUUGUCAUGCAUUUUUUUUUUUUUAAAAGCCAAAAGCUUCCUCUUGAGAUGAGUCACAAGGCCAAGGACCGGGGAGGUGACGAUCGAUAUGGUGAAUAGUGACGGAUUCAACGACAAAAAAAAAGGGGGACGGUGCGGAAAACAAGUGUGGGACUUCAUUCCAGAGGUGUGAUCCCUGCCAUCUCUGUAGG